AUGGGAUUUUUCUGGGUGCUCCCACAUGCCAUUGAUGUGCAAGCUUAUCGUUACGAUGUAGCAAGCAAGCAAGGUGAAGGCGAGGCGACCCGUGGCAAAAAGUGUGGAGGACCGGGAGAGUACGGUGCCGUGGUCAACCAUGUUAUAUGGGGCCAAAUGGGGGUUGCAGUGAGGGCACAAGAAUUGAAGCUCCAGAGGGUGCUCAAGUUAUUAGCAGCAGGAAUCACUGCGUUCGCCAGAACGUGGACUCCUGUCACAGUCCUAUCUCUAGCCAAACUCACCAUGAAGGUGGUCAUGCUUAUGGCCUUGGUAUCAGCCCAACGUGUGCAGACAUUACAGAAGCUGCGGCUAGACAGGAUGGAGGGUGGCAGCAACUUCAGCGGCCAGGGCGAGGGACGUUCCUAUAGACCAUAUCCUCGCGGCCGCAGGAUGGUCCAUGCAUUGGAAAAUGCAGAGGAUCCAAGACUGUCUAAUGGGAAUGACAAAGUUUGUAACAGAAAACCUGAAUCCUAUUUGAAUCAGAGAAUAACACAUACAAGGAAAGUUAAGCUAAAGAGAAAGAAUACAUUAGACAGUUUAGGAAUCAAAAGAAAAUUAGAAAACGAGGAAAAAUUCACCAGCAAAAAAGAACUGAAAAUAGUUGAACAUCAGGAUCCACCAGUUAUUCAGUCCCUCAGUCGUGUGCCCUUAAAAAGUGUAAUGGAUGUCGAAAUGAAAUUGGUUUAUGUUGAUGAACAACAGAUAAUGUAUGAAUUUGUGGAAUCCCAAGAAUACCGAAGUGCUGAAUCAACAUGUGAAGUUACCAAAUCAGGAGAAUCUACAAAUUCCUGUGCUUUAAAUUUGGCACCUCAGAUGGAUAAAUGGCUUGCUAAAGCUUUGAAGGAUGCAAGCUUUUACUACCACCAGAAGAAGUACUCAGUAGCAGCAGGACGAUUCAGAACAGCUUUGGAGCUGUGUAGCAAAGGAGCCGUUCUAGGAAACCCAUUUUAUGCAUCUUAUGAAAAGAUUUCGAGCAUUGCUAGUUUUAUCGAAACUAAGCUUGUAACUUGUUAUCUGCGUAUGAGGAGACCAGACCUAGCUCUUAAUCAUGCUCACAGGAGCAUUUUACUGAAUCCAAUUAACUUUCGAAAUCAUCUUCGUCAAGCCACAGUCUUCAGUUGUUUGGAGCGAUAUGCUGAAGCUGCAAGAAGUGCUAUGAUUGCUGAUUACAUUUAUUGGCUGCAUGGAGCAAAGGAACAGAACAUCAGCAAACAUGUCAAGCUAUAUUGGCAGUGAGGAGAAGCCAUGUUGGAAGAGGGUAUCACACAAGCUGAAACAUUUUCAGUUAUGUACACACCAUUUGCAGUGAAUCCAACUACGGCACAAAUAGAAAAAAUAAAAGAAGUUUUCAGGAAUAAACAUCCUUCUUAUGCCAACUACCUUUAUGCAGAUCCUGGCACAAAUCAUAACCUGCCACAGACAGUCGAUUGGUCUGAAGCCUUUACACAACGCUACAUGCUGUUACUUGGUUUCAAGAAUCCAGAGGAUGGAAACUUUUUGGAAAAGAUCAUAAAUAGAAGGUCACCAACAUUCACAGAAUCUAGAACUCCAUUUUGGUCACUUACUGUAAAAGAAGUUGAGAAGAACAUGGAUAUCCUUGGGAGGAGGAUCCUGCCAGUUUUAGAUUUUACACUGUGCACUAAACUAGCUGUGGGUAUAUUAAUUUAUUAA
Amblyraja radiata (thorny skate) is the source of this 1710-nucleotide messenger RNA. RefSeq names its product spermatogenesis-associated protein 16-like. The record is from RefSeq and is a predicted model, not a curated record. NCBI's taxonomy places the organism in Eukaryota, Metazoa, Chordata, Chondrichthyes, Rajiformes, Rajidae. Gene Ontology annotation, biological process: spermatogenesis. Gene Ontology annotation, molecular function: protein binding. Gene Ontology annotation, cellular component: Golgi apparatus.